Caenorhabditis elegans is the source of this 1219-nucleotide messenger RNA. RefSeq names its product Lipase (gene lips-3). The record is from RefSeq and is marked reviewed. NCBI's taxonomy places the organism in Eukaryota, Metazoa, Nematoda, Chromadorea, Rhabditida, Rhabditidae. Gene Ontology annotation, biological process: lipid catabolic process. Gene Ontology annotation, molecular function: hydrolase activity.
AGACGACAGGCGCUGCUGCACGGACGCCCUUCUGUUGUGAAUCAUAUUCUGUCAGCAGCUUUCUCAACUUUCCCGAUUCAUAUUUUUAUUCGGUUUUCCCCGUCUUCUCGACAGUUAUAGAUGAAACGCCUUCUCCUAUUAUGUGCACUAUGCUCAUUUCAUGUUCAAGCUCAAAAGUCUGGUCCUCCUGGCCCAAUGUCAUCACACUUUGUUGAUUGGCUCAUUGCUCACGGAUACGAACAAGAUGCAUUUGAUCGACCAGAUGUCGGACCAGCUGGAAGCUUUGGAGGCAAAACUCGAUCAGGUGACCCCGUGGAAAAAGAGCCCGUAAUUUUCAUCCAUGGCUCCGGAGACACUGCUCUAUUCACUCAACAACCAUUGGCUACAGGCUUUAGCCGUAGUAUUCAGUACUUUUUGGAACAAAAUUACACAGAAGCCGAAUUAUAUGCAACUACUUGGGGAGAUACAUGGGGUAGUGGAUCUAUGUUGGAUACUUAUUCAACUAUUCAUACCUGUGGAAAUUUGAUUUAUUUAAGAAGAUUCUUGGAAGCUGUAAUUGGGUACACAGGAGCUAAGAAAGUUGAUAUUAUUGCUCAUUCCGUUGGUGUUCCUCUUAUGAGAAAAGUUGUGAAAGGAGGAACUUUGAUUGGAACAGACGGAAAUUGCACAUUGGGUCCACCACUUGGAGCAAAAGUUGACACUUUUCUAGGAAUUGCCGGGCCGAACUUCGGACUGUGCGUCUGUCAAUUGGCUCAAACUGUUCCCGCUUGGUGCAAUGCGUUGGAUGGUUUGUAUCCAGGAUAUACUUGUCAAGAUCAGCUGUGGUGUGGAUACACAUCGGGAAGUUGCAAGCAAGAAAACUACUCGAAUCUUCUCCAAAAAACCAACGACGAUCCAAAUCGAGAAGGAGAUCAUGUGUAUGCAAUGUGGAGUGAUGUUGAUGAAGUUCUUCUGAAUCGAGGAAUGGUUUGGGGUAAACCAACAGCAAGAAUUCCAGGAAUGAACGGUCGCUGGAUAAGUGAUCGUAAUGGCCACGUGGCAAUGAAGGAUCUCACAGAAUUGAGACAAUUCGAAGCAAUUGUUCAUCAUUCGAUUUAAAUGGUUUAUUAUGUUUCAAAAACGGUUUUUUCUUGUUAUUAAUUUAUUAAUUUAUUUGCUCUUGUUGAAUACGAUUGUCUGUACAUUUGGGUUUCCUUGCAAUAAAAUAUUAAUUUAUUUU